AUUUCAAUCUUAAAUUGUGUACAUAAAAACUACAUAUUUAUAUCGAUGUUAAAUUUCAAAACAUUACAUGAUUGUUAAAAAUAAAUAUUACAUAAUGACACAAUCGUUUGAUAACUUCCAAAUUAGUACAUGAUCCGGUUUCUAAAACAUUAUUAACGUGUUUCUUCUCUCUUUCAAUUUCCCAAUAUUUACUUUCCAAUUUCAAAUUUUAGUCAAUAUUUACUUUCCAAAUUCAUUUUUGUUCAUAUUAUAACCCAUAUUUGCCAACCCAUAUGAGCUCUGUAACCCAUUCUCUCCAAAUCUUUUUAAAUUCACAACCCUUCCUUUCUUCUGUUCCCCACUCCAACUUCAAAUUUUAUUUUAUUACUAUAAUUUAAUCCCCAUUUUUUAAAGAAAAAUAUCGAACCUUCAUCUUCAUAUAAUCAUCUUUUUCUUCUGAUUUUUUAGCCUAUUCUCUUGCUUCUGGAAAAGGGUAUCUAACAAAGCUUUGUUCUUUUAUGGUUUAAAAUCUUUUCUGAGCAUGUGAACUUCGGGUGAAAGGUCACCUUCCUUGGCUCUUUCUAAGUUUUUCUAUCUUAAAAGAUUCUCAAUUUAUUUUUCUUCGUUUUAAGUAAUGGGGUUUUUUCUCAAUUAUUUAGAAAUUAUGAUAAAAAAAAAACUUAUGAGUUAAGUUCAUAUGGAGCUUGAUUAUUCAAGUUAGUGUGGAAAAUCUUGAAAAAAAGUUGAAUCUUUUUGGAGUGUAAACAAUAACAUGGCAUCCUUUAGUCGUUUAGGAAUUGGUUUGAGUUUUCUCUUUGGAUUUGUCCUCUUAGCUUUUGCCUUAGAGCUCUACUAUCUUGUAUGGUGGAAGAAGAGAAGACACGAUAUUGAAAACCAAAACUCUCCUUCUUCUUCUUUUUCCAAAUACACCCCUACUCACAUCUCCUCUUGUUUCAAAAACCCUAAUUCUUCAACAAUCCCCGAAACCCAACAGAAAGAUUUGCAGAAUUCUUCUGAUGAGAGUGAGAAUCGUGAAAAACAACAAGAGCCCACACAAAAAGAUCCGCCAUUGAAGGGUUUCGGUGAAGAAAGCAUCGAUCUUGAACUCAUGAGGCUUCAUAAUUUAUGUGGCCCUCCGAGGUUUCUUUUCACAAUCAACAAAGAAACCAGUUUGGAUAUGGAAUCAGAAGGUAGAAGGGGUUCAAGAACAGUAAGUUUGAGUGAGCUUCUUCACACACCAGAUACACCAAUUUCGUUAUCGCAUUUUAAGAAGGCCACACAAGGUCCCAAUUUGGAAGUUUAUAUGAAUCCAUUGUAUGAUUUUGACUCUAAGGAUUUUGAUUUCAACAAGAUUAGAUCUUCACCACCUCCCACGUUCAAAUUCUUGAGAGAUGCAGAGGAGAAAUUACUGAGAAGAUUGAUGGAAUUAGAAUCUGAGAAAAGGGCGAGUUUAAUCAUGAAUCAAGAUACCGAAGAGAAUGAGAAAGUGAAAGAUGGUAAAUUUGUAAUAUUGGAUGGUAAUAAGGGCAAAAAUGCAGAAGGGAUUCAUCAUCAAAUGUCUACGCCUUCACAGUGUUGCCACAUCCUAGUCUGGAGGCAAGUUUUGGAGGAAGAAUAUUGUAUAUUGUCCAUCAAUUUCAUGACCUCUGCUUUGGAUUGCCUACGAGGAACUUGGCGCCAAUCUUCGUUGUAUGUUACUUAAAUGUUAAUUAAAGGUAAUUAUUAGGAAA
Molecule: messenger RNA, 1709 nt
Organism: Lactuca virosa
Lineage: Eukaryota; Viridiplantae; Streptophyta; Magnoliopsida; Asterales; Asteraceae
Source: the annotation of a GenBank genome assembly